Linum tenue is the source of this 1501-nucleotide messenger RNA. The record is from the annotation of a GenBank genome assembly. NCBI's taxonomy places the organism in Eukaryota, Viridiplantae, Streptophyta, Magnoliopsida, Malpighiales, Linaceae.
AACUUGUGGUCUUCAACACAUCGACACUUCCUAACCCCAAACAAGAAAAACGAACAAAAAAAGAGAAAGAAAAAAAAACCCUCCAUAUUUGUUUGGUUUUAGUUAGUCCACCGCCAGGGUCUCUACAGUACAUUUGAAGCCUUCAUUAUUGAUUCUUCCCUCCUUUCUCUCCGUCUCUUUCUCUCUGCCCCGUGGUCAAUGAUCAAUACGCCUACGCUCUGAAAUCCAUUUAUUGGAACCCCCUUACUAAAAAGUCCAAGCAAGCCAGCAAAGCCCUGGACUUUCCUUCUGUCCACCAUUACCAUUCCUCUCACUGGGACGCCAAAAUGGAGAAUGCAAGCGAAAUGGCGAUUACCCAGAUGAGGAAAUCGGUGGAGAAGCUCGGUUCUUCGACUGAGAAAUACAAAGACCCAACCUUGAUGAGGUUCCUGAUUGCAAGGUCCAUGGACGCCGACAAGGCUGCAAAGAUGUUUGUUCAGUGGCAGAAAUGGAGGGCAUCUUUUGUUCCAAAUGGGGUUAUAUCAGAUUCCGAAGUCCCUGACGAAUUGGUAGGUAAGAAGGUUUUCUUACAGGGGUUAUCAACAGAGGGAUACCCACUUGUGAUUGUCAAAGCAAGCAAGCAUUACCCAUCUAAAGAUCAGCUUCAAUUCAAGACUUGGCUUUAUUUUCUGCAUUGCCUCUAUGCUAGUUUGACUUCAAAUGAUCAAUUACCUGAUUAUAUCAUCUGUUUGUCUUUUGAUACAGAGUUUGUUGUUCAUCUGCUGGACAAAGCUAUAGCCAGCUCAAUCAAGGCAAGGGAAGUUGGAAAUGAGAAGUUGAUGGCCAUCUUGGACCUGCAGCAAAUUGGAUACAAGAAUGUGGAUGCUCGUGGGUUAAUCACCGGCUUCCAGUUUUUGCAGGCUUACUACCCGGAGCGCUUGCACAAACUGUACAUCUUAAACAUGCCACGAUUCUUUGUGAGCGUAUGGAAGAUAAUUUCGCGAUACCUUGAGAAGGCGACGUUAGAGAAGAUAAUGAUAGUUACCAACGAUGAAGAGGCGAGAGUUUUCGUGAGGGAAGUCGGGGAAGAGACACUGCCAGAAGAAUAUGGAGGCCGCGCUGAGCUUGUGGCUAUCCAGGAUGUCACGUCGGCGUUUCCUCCAUUGGAAGGUUGAUUUUUUACCGCGAGACAGAAGAAUUAGUUAGGCAGAUUGCAAUGGAAGCAUAGCUAUGGCGCAUCUUGCAACCGUGUAUUGGCUGGGCAGCUUUGUCAAGUUAACUUGCUUCACAAGACAUGGUUAGUACCUACUGCACAUUCAAUAAAGGUGUUGUUAGCAUGGCUAGUUCCAAAAUGAUCAACACACUGUGGACUGUAAUUAUGUUAACUCUAAUUAUAUCAGUUGGAAGUCCUCAUCAAAAAAUUGUCUGAGUUGGAAAAGUAUAGAUGGAUGGUCUGUCAUAUUCUUCUUCCCCAUGUUGAACCUUACAUAUUUGUUAACGAGAACAAACCUUUCUCAAUCUG